Lottia gigantea (owl limpet) is the source of this 642-nucleotide messenger RNA. RefSeq lists its product as hypothetical. Gene Ontology annotation, biological process: snRNA transcription by RNA polymerase II; snRNA transcription by RNA polymerase III. The transcript is spliced from 5 exons. Lineage: Eukaryota; Metazoa; Mollusca; Gastropoda; Lottiidae. The record is from RefSeq and is a predicted model, not a curated record. The annotation marks the transcript as partial. Gene Ontology annotation, molecular function: RNA polymerase III type 3 promoter sequence-specific DNA binding; core promoter sequence-specific DNA binding; RNA polymerase II cis-regulatory region sequence-specific DNA binding. Gene Ontology annotation, cellular component: snRNA-activating protein complex.
GUAUUAGUAAGAGGUGAUAUGUUUUUAUCAGAAUUUCGAGAUUCUAUAGAAUGUGUCAAUGAUCUAGCUAUUGGUGGAGAUUUCAGUGAAAAUUUAGAAAUGGCAGAACAUGCUAUUCCUUGUAAGGAAACAAUGAAGUCUGGAUUUUUAUACAUAGAAGGAACAUUUUAUAAUGAUACAAGGUUUGCUGAUAACAGAGACUAUAGCAGAUCUAUCAUAGAUUGGAUGAAAAAUUCCUGUCAAUCUACAAUAGAUUAUAAAACAGCUUCUAUGGAAAAUGUGAGAUUUAUAGAUUUAUCUAUAAAAUUAGGAGAACCCUAUUUAUAUAUGCAUCAAGGAAAUUGUGAACACACCUUUAAUUUUAGUGAUGUAAGAAUGUUGAACUCUGAUGACAGUAGAAAUAUUGAUGAUUAUCCUUUUGUUUUAUCACAAAAAGUAAAAAGAAGAGUAUUAUGUAAAUCAUGUAUGACUUAUACAGCUAAAUGGCAAGUAGAAGAGAGUAACCUAACACCAACAGAACCAUGUUAUUUAUGUGAUGGUUGUCUUCGGUGUUUACAUUAUGAUAAAGAUGGCAAUAAAGUUGGACAUUUUAAAGCUUUCAAGUUUGCUGAUACUUUCAGUAAAAGAAAUAAAGUCGACUGA